This is a messenger RNA of Panonychus citri (citrus red mite), 1841 nucleotides long. RefSeq names its product band 7 protein AGAP004871-like. Lineage: Eukaryota; Metazoa; Arthropoda; Arachnida; Trombidiformes; Tetranychidae. The record is from RefSeq and is a predicted model, not a curated record. Bases 821 to 1732 code for a protein of 303 amino acids. Gene Ontology annotation, cellular component: plasma membrane. The transcript has 5 exons.
CAACAAUAAGAUAAUUAAGUUGAUACAUUAACUAUUCAAUAAUCAAUUGUAGUAAAAAUUUUGAAAUAAAUUGCUGAUUUUAUUAUGUAAAAAUCUUUCAUAAUUUGUUGAUUGUUGACAGUGAUAGUUAAUCAAUUGCUUCGUGAUUUAAUAAUUUAUCAUCAACAUAGUCUUAAUCAUCAUCUUUACGUGAUUGUCAAACUUAAAACUUGAAUAUUAAUCAACAAUUAAACUAAUCAAUACACUUAUUUUGAUGUGAAUCAAAUCAAGUAAAUUGUUACCCAAUCAGGUUAAUUGUUGAAAAUUUAAAAAUCACAUUGGCUUAGAAACUGAUCAAGAUGAUGAUUAUUGAUCACAAGGGAUCAUAUUGAUUUAAUUGUUAACCAUUAGAUUUAUAAAUUACAUUUAUUUACCUUGAAAAUUAUCAUCCGAAAUCAUCAUAAUCAUUAUGAUCAUCAUUGUCUUUGAUCAUGAUUAUCGUUACUUCAUUGAGACAAUUUAAACUUGAUUCUGUUACAGUUAAUUUGGUUUCUCUUGAAUGAUUUAAUUAUAGCAAUUUUAAUUUACCCUAAAGGUUAAUUUAUAUUUACUCUUUUACUAGUUAAUUACUUUAGUUAAUCACUAUUGUUAAUCAUAUUAAACUUACUAGCUAAGUAAAUAACAUCCUAACUAUUGACAUUGAUGUUUAAUUGUUCUUGAUCAAGUUAAAUUGUGCUCGUUCAUAUUACCAACAGUAAUCCUUAUUAAUUAUGUGAAACCAUUGAUUCAAUUUUAAUUAUUUUCCCGACUAAUUGUUACAAUUUAUAUAUUACUUAAGACAAUGACUUUGAAUCAAAUUGAGUCAAGUGAAAGGACAAUAGGAUAUCAACAAAGCGAAUCAGAAGUUGCAGAUCGACCAGUAAUAAGUUUCAUUUUACUUUCACUUUCAAUUUUCUUGAUUGUCGCUUUAUUACCGUUAUCAUUUCUCUUCGUGAUUGAGAUAAUCAAGGAAUAUGAAAGAGCGGUCGUUUUCCGAUUGGGUCGCCUAAAGAAGGGCGGGGUUGAAGGUCCUGGAGUUCAUGUAUUAAUCCCUUGUAUCGAUACAUUAUCCAAGGUUGACCUGAGGACGAUUACAUUUGACGUUCCACCUCAAGAAAUAUUAACUAAUGAUUCGGUAACGGUUUCCGUUGAUGCAGUAGUUUAUUUCCGUAUUUGUAAUCCAAUCUUCGCGGUGACAAAUGUCCAAGAUUAUCGACGAUCAACCCAAUUAUUGGCUGCGACAACUUUACGAAAUAUUUUGGGCUCAAAAAGUUUAGCUCAAUUGUUGAGCGAAUUGGAAACAAUUAGCUCAACUCUAAAAGCUAAUCUAGAUAAAACUACUGAUUCCUGGGGAGUUAAAGUUGAACGAGUUGAAAUUAAAGACAUUCGUCUACCAGUUCAACUUCAACGGGCGAUGGCAGCGGAAGCGGAAGCGAUGAGGGAAGCUCGAGCUAAAGUUGUCGCCUCGGAGGGUGAGCAAAAAGCUUCUCGAGCUUUAAGAGCGGCAUCUGAGAUAAUGGCCGAAUCACCGGCGGCCCUUCAAUUGCGAUAUCUUCAAACACUCAGCACAAUUGCAGCGGAAAAAAGUUCAACGAUAAUUUAUCCAAUUCCAAUUGACAUGUUCAGUGGUUUAACUAAUUUAACAACAACUAAUCAAUCAACAAAUCAACAACAAUCAGCAAAUCAUCCGAUAAUCAUUAAUGGCAAAAAGUAAAUCAAAUAGAUCCAACCAAAAAUUAUAAAACUAAAUUGUAUUGAUCACAAUAAUUUAGAUUGAUUAUCAUUCAAUUCGUCAUAUUAUUUAUUAAAAUUAACUAAUUUAA